Molecule: messenger RNA, 942 nt
Organism: Owenia fusiformis
Lineage: Eukaryota; Metazoa; Annelida; Polychaeta; Sabellida; Oweniidae
Source: the annotation of a GenBank genome assembly
GGGGUGGAUCAGGUGGUGUAUUUAAUGCAAAGGUGAAAUGUGAACGGCCUCAGAGUGAAGAAACAAAACGCAUUAUCGAUGACUUGUUACGUGAUGAUUUUGUCGCAGACAAGGAUGGAAGAAAUGACAACAACAUGGGGCCAGUACAGCUACCUCUUGCUCACAUAGUUAAGAAAGAAGACAUAAAAGAAGAAAAGAUUAAAGUGAAAGCUGAGCCAGGCAGCGAAGAAAGUGCAAUGGAGAUAGAGGUGCCAUCUAUAGAAGAUAGUAUCCCCACAGUACGACCGAAUACUCCAGAGGACAUUUCCAAAAUGACAUGCCAAGAUCUGUUCAUGAGACCUCAAAAAUCAGAGCAUGGUGACCUUAUAUUCCUCCAACUCCCAGACUCUCUACCUGGUGCUCCACUCACUAAGCCUGACGAGAGACCAAAGAAACCAACUGAUAAAGCUCCAAACAGCCAACCUGAAAAAGAUAUCUCGGAGGAUAUGAAAAAGUGCACAUUAAAUGAUAUAUCAGAGGGUUACAUAGGGAAGCUACAGGUGUUAAAGUCUGGGAAGACGAGGCUGUUGCUGGGCAAUGUCAACCUUGAUGUAUCCAUGGGAACGCCUUGUGGAUUUCUGCAGGAUUUGGUGUCUGUACAAAUAGCAGGUGAAACUGGAGAUAUGUGUAGUUUGGGCAACAUUAAACAUAGACUAGUCUGCCUUCCUGACUUUGAGUCAUUAUUAACUCAAACCCAGAGGUAGCACAAGUUAAUAAUGUAACAGGAUUGAGUGAAUGGAGAAGCAGAAUGGAGUGAAGUUCUUGCAUUGUCAUUGUGAUUGUGUCAAGUCAAUAAAGAGACUGCAAAUUGAGAUAGCUAUAUUUAAGUCAACACAGCUAACUUCAAAUUGACGCAGCUAUUUUGAAGUUGACACGAAGCUAUCUUCGAUUCCUGCACACAGC